Messenger RNA from Polypterus senegalus (gray bichir), 2654 nucleotides. RefSeq names its product tripartite motif-containing protein 14-like. Lineage: Eukaryota; Metazoa; Chordata; Cladistia; Polypteriformes; Polypteridae. Bases 169 to 1809 code for a protein of 546 amino acids. The transcript has 7 exons. The record is from RefSeq and is a predicted model, not a curated record. Gene Ontology annotation, molecular function: zinc ion binding; protein binding.
GCGCGCGCGCGCGAACGACUUGAGAGGACGCCACUUAGCGGGCGAGUGCGCGCAUCGACGUGAACGAAGACUACCAAAGCAGGUGAAUGUGGCGGAAAAGGCGACGCAAGAAGUGAAAAAGAUCAUAUAUAUUCUGAACUGACUUGGCGAGAAACAAGAAGAACAGAAAUGGCAGAAGGCUGUUCCGGCUCCACAUUGACAACAUGCAGUAUCUGUCAGAGGUUAAGCCAAGAGCUAGUUAAGCUUUCAUGCCACCACGCACUUUGUAUAAAUUGUGCCGAGUGUAUCAAAGAUGAGCGUGCAGAAGUGGAGCCUUGCUGUGUCAUCUGCAGAAAUGAGUCUCCGUCAAGUGACCAUCUUUCUUUGUGUGACUUGGUGAAUUCAGAGACUAGCCAGAUAGUUCAGUGCAAUUUUUGUUUAGAGAGUCCUCUGCCGGCAGAGAAGACCUGUCUGACCUGCAUGGCCUCCUUCUGCCAAACCCACCUUCGACCACAUCUAAUGGAAGCCUUCCGCAGUCACCAGCUCAUACCUCCCUGUGCAGACGUAAGAGACUGCUGCUGUCCAGAGCAUGACAAACCAUGUGAGAUGUUCUGUAAAGAGUGCAAAGCAUGCAUCUGCAGUGUGUGUCCUAUCCUGGGAAAACAUCAAGAUCACUACGUCAGCUUCAUCCAGGAAGAAUCAAAAGAGAAAAAGGAAAAUCUUCGUGUUUGCUUGACAAAGAUCCAGUUGAACAAUCGGAGGGAAGCUGAUAAUAUAAGGCAAAUUCAAAAAGCUGCGCUUGGCCUGAAGGAAUCUUCUGCUGAAUGCAAACUGUGGCUGAGCAUCCGUUUCACAGAGCUACGCUUGCUACUGGAUCAGGAAGAGAAAGCAGCUAAAAGUUUUGUGGAGCAGCAAACGCAGUCCAUUCUCCAAAUGUAUGAUGGCCAUGUCCAGGCUUGUGAAGAAACAAUAGCGAAGAAUGAGAGUUUCAUGAAAGAAGCCCAGCGAAUUUUUAAACAUGACAAUCCAAUUCAUCUUUUGACGGAGUUUACAGCCGCAGAGAGAGAUAUUCAGCAGUAUCAGCGUCCAGUUGAUCAAAUUAAUCCUGUUCCUGUCUCCUUUCAAAAUAUUCAAAAAUAUAUUUCGGGUUUGAAAAAGUCCCUGGAAGCAGUGUUCAAGAAGCCUCUGCAGAGCAGGCUGAACAACGGUGCUGCGAAUACAUCCAGUGGUAAUUUUUCCCGGAGUUUAAUGCAUGUGACAAAUUGCUCAGGUGACAAGUCCCAUUUUCUUAAACAUGGCCGAUCACCUAUCUUUGAUCCCGAGAGUCUACAUCCUCGUUUGAGAUUGGAUGAGUCCAAGGAGACAGUGAGCUGUGCUUGGCUGAAAUCAUCUGUACCUGAUGGGCCCUUAAGGUUUAACAAACUUCUUCAAGCAUUUGCCAGAGACUCGUACUUUGCUGGCUCUCAUUACUGGGAAAUGAAUGUUCAACUAUCUAACCAUGGCUGGUGGGUAGGAGCAGCAUAUCAAUCAUUGUGUCGAAAAGGAGACUCGGAGUACACUCGCCUUGGAUGGAAUAAAGUCUCCUGGUGCCUAAAGCGAUAUGAUUGGGAGUACUGGGCCUUUCAUGAUGGCGAGAAAGUCCCCGUAAAAGUUGAUGAAGACCCAGAAAAAGUUGGAAUAUUCUUGGAUUAUGAGGCCGGGACUCUAAGCUUUUUUGAUGCGACAAGUAGCAUGAAACAUCUCUUUACUUUCAAGUCUCAAUUCUCCAAACCUGUCUAUCCUGCUGUUCGUCUUUGGAAAGGGCCCGUCUCCUUCUGUAAGCUCACUUGAGCGUGGCCUUCUGAAACAGCACCAGAAAUUCUUUGUGUUGUCUACAAUGAGAAGUCUUCUCUUGAUGCCCAUUUACGAAACUCCUUUUCUCCAAAAUUGUUCAAAAAUAGAGGCAACAAGAGCUUUAAAAACAAAUUGUGACUUUUAGGCCGCACUAUUAAAAAUGAGAAAUAAAUGGGAGUGGUAGUGCUAAUCUUAAAAGUCUUGGUAUACACUUGUAGUACUUCCGUGAAAAAUAUCUAAUUUUUUAAUUUAUAAAAUUUGAAUUGAAUGACCCAAAGAACUUAGAUUAGUUACAGUAGAUACGUUUUCCUACUAAAGGUGGUGUAUUGUGAGGCUGAAGGAGCUGCUGCACAGGAAAGCCACAUCACAAAACUAACCGCCAUAUCUGCAGCUGCUUAAAUGGAGUUCUCCAUUUUGCUGAAUGGUAGAUCUUGCUGCAUGUAAUCUCAACAUCCUGAGUUCAUGUCUCACUACUAUCUCACGAAAGAUAUCAGUGGGAGUGGAACAUCGUGAGCAGAUUCCUCAGCAGAGACAAAUGAUGUUGUGACCUGAAUUCACGCCAAGAGAGGGAGAGAAUGUAACCAGUGGUGUGUGUGCAACAAAGCUAUGAGAUACACUUACUGAUAUGCAGGAAACCCGUCACAAUGACUGCGGCCAGAUCAGCCACCGGCUCUCCACCAAGCUCAGAGCUAGAACUGUGAUUCCAGUUGUUGGUACGCAUCCCAGCAUUGCAGUCUUGGAGGAUGGAUAGAUAGAUAGAACAAAUGAACUUUAUCUGUUCCCAGGGGAGUAUGUCUUUUUGCAGAAACUAUUCUAUCUAUCUAUCUAUCUAUCUAUUAUAU